UACCGUACAAGCCGCCCUUGUCCGCCUUCACUUCCCUAAACCCUAAACCACCCACUUUCCCCAAUCCCCACCUCAAUGGAAGAAGCGGACGACGCCCCGCCGCCGUGGAGGCCCAGCAAGCCGGCGGCGGCCAUCGACGGCUCGUCGGGGCCCCUCGCCGCCGCCGCCGCGCGCCUCUCCGGCCGCUCCCGCGCGCUCCCAUCCUCCCGCGACUUCCACUUCUACAACAACUUCCCCUCCUUCAGGUCCCCCGUCGGCGCCGCCGCCGCCAGGGCGGGCGCCUCCCUCGCCGCCCUCGGCGCCGCCCCCUUCUACCCGAAGCGGCACCCGCCGUUCCCCGGGGACGACCUCGACGACGCCCAGGACUGGGUCGUCGGCGUCAUCGACGACCUGGCCGAGCAGUUCGGCGCCUCCAUGGACGAGUUCAAGGCGGCGCGGGAGGAGGAGGAGGCGACUGGCCGGAGGGCGACGGAGGAGGACGGGUUCCAGGUUGUUUACGGCAAGAAGAAGAAGAAGGUGAUGGGCGGCGGCGGCGGCGAGGAGGGGGUUGGUAGAGGUGGUGAGGCGUUUGGUGGUGGUUCUGGCUCGGUGAAGAUGGCCACCAGGGAUAAGUCGGCCGCGCCGGGGGCGAAGGCGAAGGUGCCAUUCCACAUUCCCACCAUCCCGCGGCCGCAGGACGUGCACCGCAUAUUGGUGGACAACUCGAGCAAGCCAUUCGAGCAUUCAUGGCUUGAGAAGAGCGAUGAUGGUUCCCGUGUUGUCCAUCCAUUGGAAAAGAUCCCCAUGGAACAAUUGGUUGACAGAGAUUUUCCUGAAAGCGAGCCGAUAAAGCCUCCUGCUUUGGAUGAUACCCCUUUUACACAUGUCGAAGACUUGAAAUCCUUGGAGGUGCUAGCUACAAAGCUGAAGAGUGCAACCGAGUUUGCUGUUGAUUUGGAACACAACCACUAUAGGUCUUUUCAGGGUCUGACCUGCCUGAUGCAGAUUUCAACUAGAACUGAGGACUUUAUAGUGGACACUCUUAAGCUUCGCAAAUAUCUUGGUGAUUACUUAAGAGAAAUUUUUAAAGACCCAACAAAGAAAAAGGUAAUGCAUGGUGCAGAUCGUGAUAUAAUAUGGCUUCAACGGGACUUUGGCAUAUAUGUAUGCAACCUUUUUGACACAGGCCAGGCUUCAAGAAUCUUGCAGAUGGACCGCAACAGCCUGGAGCAUCUUUUGCAUCAUUUCUGUGGAGUGACUGCAAACAAAGAAUAUCAGAGCGCAGAUUGGAGGUUGAGACCACUUCCUGAUGAAAUGAUCAAGUAUGCUAGAGAAGAUACACAUUAUCUGCUUUACAUAUAUGAUUUGAUGAGACUCAGACUGGUGAAAGAGUCUUCAGAUGAAAAUGAUCUUCUUUUAGAGGUUUACAAGCGAAGCAAAGAAAUUUGCCUGCAACUAUAUGAGAAAGAACUGCUGACACAUUCAUCAUAUCUUUACAUACAUGGGUUGAAAGAAAAUGAAUUUGAUGCAAGGCAGCUGUCAGUUCUUGCUAAUAUAUAUAAAUGGAGAGAUUCCGUUGCUCGUGGCGAGGAUGAGAGCACUGGUUAUAUAUUGCCGAAUAAGACGCUGCUUGAGAUAGCAAAGCAGAUGCCUGCGACCACUGGGAGGUUAAAAAGAAUAGUGAAAUCAAAAAAUUCGUAUCUUGAACGCCAUCUUGGCCAUGUUAUUUCCACUAUCAGGAGUGCCAUUGCAAAUUGUGAUGCUUUUGAAAGUAUAGCUGAGCAGUUAAAGAAGGGACGUCUGGAAGAGUUGGCAGUGGCAAACAUGAAGAGCAACGAUGGAGACACUGAAAUGGUUCCUGCUGAUGAUGGUAAUAACGAUGAUGAUAAUGUUGGCCCGAGUGAUGAACAUGGUGCUGUUGCCAGUGUUGAAAAUGUUGGCGCUGCUUCUCAUUGUACUGGGAAUGUUACAAGUGGAGCUUCUUCAGUUAAUGUACAGCUAGAAAACCCUGCAGAAACUAAGAGCUUAGGAAUCUUGUCGGGUGUUUCUGGACAAGAUAUGGAGGUACUGAGCAAUGGUGAUAGGAAGCAAGUAGCAAAAGCCACAGUUCAAGUGUCAAAGAGACCUACAGCUUUUGGAGCUCUAUUAGGGAAACCAACUUCUGGAAGAAGACAAAACCUUUUUUCAGGGUUUUCAAGCGGGCAGAAUAUGGUGGACAAGAUAAAAUCUUCAGUGGCACUUCCUUUCCAUAAUUUCUGUGGCGGUGCAAAAUCUCCGGCCACUAGCAUUCCAUUGGAAGAAUCAGUGCGUCCUGAACCAGAAAGCAUCCAGUAUAGUGAUCCAGCUUGUCAGACGGAAGAUGUUAUACAGUUGGGCACUGAAACAGAUGGUCCCCAACCCCCAGAAAAUCACAAUAAAGAUGGACAAGGCCACCUUGUACCUGAUGACAUGGAGAUGUCUAGGUCCCCUCCUGAGCAUUCUUCUGCUGGUGCCAAGCAACGCUUCCAGUCACUCAUCGAAAGUAGAAACCAACAACAGAACCACAAGCCACACCAAGAACCAGAAUUUAACCACCAGCUGAAGCCUUUUGAUUACGCUGAAGCCAGAAAGAACAUAACAUUUGGAGAGCGUAAAGCCGAGAGAAUCAAAGACAAUGCAGUGGCCAGGGCAAUAAACAAGGAUUCUGGAGAUAAAGGUAGAACCUCAAACCAAUUCGGUGCUGGAGAGAACGAGGGGAAUCGCCAGAAUCCUCGGGGGCGACAGGCAUUCCCGCCUUCUGGCAACAGAAGUGCUACAUACCAUUAGUUGUUAAGAUGUAUAACCAGAGACAUUGUGUUCUUGUAAGAGGUAUUAUGUUCAUCUUAGAGGGGAAGUGUAUUGUCUCUGGUUUUCAUCGUUAGAUACUUAGAUCAUGGCAAUCUUUUGGGGGACAAUGUAGCGGCUUUCUUAGUGAUCUAUCUUGAGAGAAGUAGGAAAGCCCUUCUGGCUGGUGGUGCUGGGUUUUAACUGAACAUGAUUCAGAACAUUGAGGAUACUUAUACCAGAUAUUGAAUCAUUUCAGUAAAGCACGCAUAUAAAAUAUGCUUGCUUAGAAUGUGGAAAUUUAAGAUGAUUUCAUUAGUAAA
This is a messenger RNA of Oryza sativa Japonica Group (Japanese rice), 3104 nucleotides long. RefSeq names its product protein RRP6-like 2. NCBI's taxonomy places the organism in Eukaryota, Viridiplantae, Streptophyta, Magnoliopsida, Poales, Poaceae. Gene Ontology annotation, cellular component: nuclear exosome (RNase complex); nucleolus. Gene Ontology annotation, molecular function: 3'-5'-RNA exonuclease activity; nucleotide binding; single-stranded RNA binding. The record is from RefSeq and is a predicted model, not a curated record. Gene Ontology annotation, biological process: poly(A)-dependent snoRNA 3'-end processing; histone mRNA catabolic process; nuclear polyadenylation-dependent snRNA catabolic process.